GAGGCUUGCAGCUCGGUCGGUGCGUUGCAUAACGUACUGCAGGUCCUCGGUCAGCCUUAGUCCCACUCCACACAUCGGCUUACCUCUUCACAAUGGCAGCUCCCAAGAAAGUCUGCAUCAUUGGCUCUGGAAAUUGGGGUUCUGCCAUCGCCAAGAUAGUCGGUGCCAAUGCUGCGCAAAAGUCAACAUUCGACAGCACCGUAAAAAUGUGGGUGUUUGAGGAGACGGUGAACGGGCGCAAACUGACUGAAAUAAUUAACAACGAUCAUGAAAAUGUCAAGUACCUUCCUGGACACAAGCUACCCGCCAAUGUGCUGGCUGUUCCAGACCUGGUUGACUCAUCCAGUGAUGCAGACAUUCUGGUGUUUGUGAUCCCUCACCAGUUUGUUGGGAGAGUGUGCGACACCAUAAAGGGCAAGAUAAAGAGUGACGCAAUUGGAAUAUCCCUUAUCAAGGGUGUAGACGAGGGGCCUGAUGGACUGAAACUCAUCUCUGAUGUGAUCCAGGAGAAGCUCGGUAUCACCAUGAGUGUGCUGAUGGGGGCAAACAUUGCCAAUGAGGUUGCUGACGAGAAGUUUUGUGAGACCACAAUUGGUUGUAAGAACAAAAACCACGGGGCCCUCCUUAAGGAACUCAUGCAGACCAACAACUUCAGAGUAACUGUAGUAGAGGAGUACGAUGUGGUGGAAAUCUGUGGAGCCCUGAAGAACAUUGUUGCAGUCGGGGCAGGCUUCUGUGAUGGUCUAGGCUUCGGGGACAACACCAAGGCAGCAGUGAUCAGGCUGGGUCUGAUGGAGAUGAUUGCUUUUGCCCGCAUCUUCUGCACUGCCGGGCCCGUGUCCUCCGCGACCUUCCUGGAAAGCUGCGGUGUGGCUGACCUCAUAACAACCUGCUAUGGAGGCCGCAACCGCAAAGUAGCUGAAGCUUUCGCGAAGACAGGGAAGUCCAUUGAGGAGCUGGAGAAGGAGAUGCUGAACGGUCAGAAGCUGCAGGGACCAGCCACAGCAGCUGAGGUGUAUCUCAUCCUCAAGCACAAAAACCUAGUUGACAAGUUCCCGCUGUUCAAUGCAGUGUAUCAGAUCUGCUAUCAGGGCCAUCCAGUCACAGAGUUCAUAAGCUGUUUGCAGAACCAUCCAGAGCACAUGUAAAACCUGCAGACAGACCCUGUGCCUUCUAAGUGAAGAACGUAACUAUUACUCACCUGUUACCUGUCAGAAAUAGAUUGGGGAUGACCAGCAGCUCCACAGGUGUCAUGCAAACUGAACGGCUCCAGCCAGUGAGUAAAACAGGUUGCAUAACAUUUUGUGUUUGUUAAGCUCUAGUUUGAAAUGUUUGUCCUCUUAACAUUCAGUUUCUGAUGUCAUUUAAGUGCUUUCUUUUAUUUCUUAACCCAUUCAAACUUGAAGGAUAACCUAUGGGAGAGUAUGUUCUGGUCAGAUUGCUCUUCUUUUUUUUUUUUUUUUUUGCCUUGAUUUCUUUUGUUUUUGAUGAAAUCUGAAUGCAUGGUGUCACUUCCAAGCUGGAAACACUACACAAAUCCACAUUAAAUAAGUUGGUCCACUUUGUUUUAAUCAACACUUAACUGCUGUUCUGUUAAUACCUUUUUAUUUUUUUUAACUUCGUCAUGCAUUCAGAUUUCGGUAGGGCCAACCACUCGGGGCAAAGACCUGCCGAAAGCCUUCCGUAGAGGAAAUAAUCGAUUAUCUCAUGUUUGUGUUGCCGUCCGUUUGAUGCCUGUCCAUUAUGAUUCUAGUGUGAUACCUCACUUUUGUUGUCUUUGUAUGAUCAUAAGUGUCCUAUAUAAUUCACUCAGAUAUUUCCUGUCUUUUACUGUUUGUUAACAUACUGACGAUUGCGCAGUAACUGUUUUUAACUGAAGAAAUGAAAGUGCCUUAGUAUGCACGGUUGCUACGUAUGGCCAUCGUCUCUUUUUGGGUGUCGAACCAAAGACUUGACUAAUUAAUGUCCGUCCACUUUGUCAACAUGUGUAUGUGAAUAAAUUGAUUCAUCAAG
Molecule: messenger RNA, 2013 nt
Organism: Labrus bergylta (ballan wrasse)
Lineage: Eukaryota; Metazoa; Chordata; Actinopteri; Labriformes; Labridae
Product: glycerol-3-phosphate dehydrogenase [NAD(+)], cytoplasmic
Biological process (GO): glycerol-3-phosphate catabolic process; carbohydrate metabolic process
Cellular component (GO): cytosol; glycerol-3-phosphate dehydrogenase (FAD) complex
Molecular function (GO): glycerol-3-phosphate dehydrogenase [NAD(P)+] activity; NAD binding; protein homodimerization activity
Source: RefSeq, a predicted model, not a curated record